Messenger RNA from Oncorhynchus tshawytscha (Chinook salmon), 2670 nucleotides. Its product is annotated as cellular tumor antigen p53. Gene Ontology annotation, molecular function: DNA-binding transcription factor activity, RNA polymerase II-specific; RNA polymerase II cis-regulatory region sequence-specific DNA binding. Bases 245 to 1423 code for a protein of 392 amino acids. Gene Ontology annotation, biological process: protein tetramerization; regulation of transcription by RNA polymerase II; apoptotic process. The transcript has 11 exons. Lineage: Eukaryota; Metazoa; Chordata; Actinopteri; Salmoniformes; Salmonidae. Gene Ontology annotation, cellular component: nucleus. The record is from RefSeq and is a predicted model, not a curated record.
CUUCCUCUAAUCUGGUUUUCUGGAAAUCCCCCGAAGUGCACGCUUUUCACUGGAAAACAUUUUGCUUUCGAGCUGCUGUUUCUUUGACACCUUUGCAUUGACAGAGAACCUAGGUGCUGCAAGAAAAUAUUCAUCACCGGGAGGCGAGAUCGGAUCGCCUUUCUUCAUCUCCUGCCUAGAGUCCCUGUGUCCAGUCCUCUCCUCCCAUCGGUCCAGUGAGCAGUCGAGAGUCAACGGAUACAGGAUGGAAGAGCAGGAGUUGAGCUUCCCCAUGAGCCAGGGGUCCUUCCAGCAGCUUUGGGAGACCAACAUGUCUACUCAGGGGUCCAAUAUUCCACCGUUUGGGACUGGAAACUGGUCUGACCUGGAUGUCUCGCUCGCUCCCGUACUUCCCGAGGCCACCUUCCACGAGGACUUUGACGAGGGGCUGUUUGAGCUGCCUGAGCCCCUGGCCGUGGAGCCCUUGAUGUUGCCCCUGGACAGCGUGCCUCCCCCCGCCUCCACCGUCCCCUCCACCAUCGACUACCCAGGGGAGCACGGCUUCCAGCUGCGCUUCCACAAGUCUGGCACCGCCAAGUCUGUCACCUCCACCUAUUCUGUGCAGCUGAUCAAGCUGUACUGCCAGCGGGCUAAGACUUGCCCGGUGGAGGUGCUGAUGACCACGGAGCCCCCGCCAGGAGCCAUCCUCCGUGCCACAGCCAUCUACAAGAAGUCAGAGCAUGUGUCCGAAGUGGUCAGCCGCUGUCCCCACCACCAGAGCACGUCUGACGGCUAUGAAGGUGUGACCCACCGCAGUCACCUGAUCAGGGUGGAGGGGAGCCAGCGGGCUCAGUACCUGGAGGAUGGUAACACCAAGCGUCAGAGCGUGCUGCUGCCUUAUGAGCCUCCUCAGCUGGGCAGUGAGGCAACUACUGUUCUCCUGAACUUCAUGUGCAACUCCAGUUGUAUGGGUGGUAUGAAUCGACGGCCCAUCCUCACCAUCCUGACGCUGGAGACCCAGGAUGGUCAGGUUUUGGGUCGCCGUUGUUUUGAGGUCCGAGUCUGUGCCUGCCCCGGCCGGGACCGCAAGACCGAGGAAGAGAACGCUAACAAAGCUCUGAACGGGACCAAGAACACCAACGGCACCAAGAGAAAGUCCCAACAGUCCCUGCCGCCUCCGGGAACCAGUAAGAAGAUCAAGAGCGGCUCCAGCACUGAGGAUGACGACAAGGACAAUGUAUUCUUGUUGCAGGUUCGUGGAAGACAGCGCUAUGAGUGGCUCAAGAAGAUCAAUGACAGUCUGGAGCUGAUGGACCGCAUUCCUCCCGCUGAGCAGGAGAAAUACAAGAAGAAAGGUUUCUCAAAGAGCCGCAAGCAAGAAGCAUUGGCUCCAAAGAGCGGAAAACGGAUGCUUACAAAGGAGGGGAGGAGCGACUCCGACUAAGGCCAGGACACCUCAGCCCUUCCCUACUGUCUAUUCCUGACCAACAUUAAAUUGUGACUCCAAAGUAAAUGCCCAAUACCAAACCCUAGGCAAUACAUGUAGUCACUUCUUACAAGUCUGAAAGGAUAGGUAUUAGCAAGAUGGUAAUAGCUCCAGCUAGGCAGCUAUACUCAACAGGCUGACCGCGGUCCGAAAACCCGGACCAGAACGUUGUCAAUACGGACUUCGGGUUCCGCCCCAAAAAUGAUAAUAUCCCUUGGUAUCAUAUGAACACACAAAGGCAUGGCAAAAUGUGUAGAAUUGUGGGAAAUGAGCUUUAACACUACAAAAAAUGUCUGCCAACAAGAGGGGUGUGAAUAGUUUGGGGUUGCAAGUUGGGGGUUCUUUACUACACUGAUAAAUGACAAUAUCCAUCCGGACCUUUACCAUCUAGGAAAUGUGUGUUACCAGACCUUCUCAUAGUACUUGUGUACAAUGGUAGAAUUGUAACCAUAUUUCAGAUGCCAGUCACUUUCGGUACAAUGCAAAGUGUGUAAGUGUAGGACCUAGGGUUUGGAUUGGGUAAAUAGGCUGACCACCAUGCCAGUCACUUUCGGCACAACACAAAGUGCCUAAGUGUAGCCCCCCACUGCCUUAACCAUCUGGUGUGACUUCCUCCUCACCUGCCCCCCAAAGAGCACUUUAGCUUGUGCUUUUAUGAUUUGGACCAAUUAAAACUAGUCAUAUCUUGACCUGCCUAGAAACUAUGCUUUGUUACCAGUUAAUUGGCCAAUUGCCUGUUAGUAUUUUUGAUACCUGCUAAACAUAACCACUGCCUUCAUUCCUCCCCCUGAACCCUUGACCUGGUUCCCUGUUAAUCAUGGUCCUAUUGAGGCAUUGGUCUUUCUUUUUCCCAUACUUUUGUACUGCUGAUCUAGGAACUAUUUUUGUAAGUUCUUUUAGGAACUGUUAAAUGAUUUUGUCUUAUCAAUGUUUUUUUUCUUUGUUUUCAAUAAAUGUUUUAGUUUUUUUUGUACUAAUUCCAGCGUUUUGUCCAAUGUCUUUUCUCUCUCCUAUGCAGAGUUCUGAUACUGUGCUUAUGAUAUACUUGAUUAAGCACAUUUUAUGUUGGUUUACUUUAUGGCUUUCUGAUGGAAACUCUUUUUGCUGAUGUCAUUUGGUGCUGAGACACGAUGCUCUUUUGUUUAGGGAAAAAGGAAACAUUUCAGGGAACUUUAAAAAAAUAAAUAAAAGCAAUUUCCUAAAUA